Messenger RNA from Linum trigynum, 1086 nucleotides. The record is from the annotation of a GenBank genome assembly. Lineage: Eukaryota; Viridiplantae; Streptophyta; Magnoliopsida; Malpighiales; Linaceae.
AUGGAGGCGGUGGUGAUAGACGCUGGAUCCAAGCUCCUGAAAGCCGGUACCGCCGUCCCGGACCAAGCUCCGCCAAUGAUAAUUCCCACGCAAAUGAAGCGCAUGCUCGAGGAAGGAUCAGCAGCUGAUAGUCCAGUAGUUGAGGAUUUUACAGUUGACCCAGUGGUUCGAGGUUGCAUAAAAGAUUGGGAUGCUAUGGAGGAUUUGCUGCAAUAUGUUCUGUACACAGGUCUUGAAUGGGAAGAAGGAAAUGAAGGACAGGUUUUGUUUACUGAUCCGCUUUUCACACCCAAGGCUGUUAAAGAGCAAUUGGUCCAGUUGAUGUUUGAAACAUUUAAUGUGUCUGGAUUCUAUGCAUCUGAACAAGCAGUCUUGUCUCUCUAUGCAGUUGGGCGUAUCUCUGGAUGCACAGUUGACAUUGGUCAUGGGAAAAUAGAUAUUGCACCUGUACUUGAAGGUGCUGUGCAGCAGAUAUCCUCCAAAAGGUUUGAAAUUGGGGGACUUGACUUGACGAAGUUACUGGCUCAAGAAUUGGCCAAGUCGAAUCCCACGGUUAAUCUCAAUAUUUCUGAUGUUGAGAAAAUUAAAGAAAAGUACUCUUGUUGUGCCGAAGAUGAGUUUGCUUACAGGAAAACACAAGAAACGAAUGAGAUAGAGCAGCAUACACUUCCUGAUGGCCAGGUGAUAAGUAUUGGAAAAGAAAGAUAUACUAUUGGCGAGGCCUUGUUCCAACCUGUCAUAUUGGGGCUUGAGGCACAUGGAAUUGUUGAGCAACUUGUCCGUUGUAUUUCGACAGUUUCUUCUGAUAAUCAUCGGCAGCUUCUGGAAAAUACUGUGCUUUGUGGUGGCAUAACUGCUAUGCCUGGAUUCGAAGAUAGAUUUCAGAAAGAAGCUGGAUUAUGCUCUUCAGCUAUUCGUCCUUCACUUGUCAAGCCUCCAGAGUAUAUGCCGGACAAGCUGACAGAGUUUUCAGCAUGGGUGGGAGGUGCUAUACUUGCCAAAGUUGUGUUUCCUCAAAAUCAGCACGUUACUAAGGGAGAAUAUGAUGAAACUGGACCAUCCGUCGUUCACCGAAAGUGUUUUUGA